GCAACCAUCCCAACUCCUUUUGUUUCUUUUUCCAUCACUAAAAAGCUACAGAAACAAACAAGAUGACGAGACUUGGCUGCUGUGUUGAUUCUUGUCAUUUUCAACUUCUCAAUUCACCACUUCAUUUCCUUUUCAUCGGUUUCAUGAUAACCAAACAUCAUCAUCAUUAACUCUCCAUAUUAUUAUUGGGUUUCUUGCAAUUAUUCAAUUUCCUCUCUCUCAUCUCAUGGCUUGUUUAACUGAUGAGAGUUGGCCUUCUUCUUCUUCGUCUUCUUUGCCUGAAAUUCUAUCUAAAAGAUUAUCUCUGAGUAAUAAUAAUGAUGAACCAGACAUUGCAACAGAAGCCGAACCACCACCUUUCCCUUUUGAGAAAGUGUUUCCUGUUUAUGCAAUGGGUUCGUCUAAGGCUGACUGUGUUGUGCUUUCUGGGGCUGAUUCUAGUGACCCUAUUUGGGAUGAAAUGAGACAAGAAGCCAAGUUGGAGGCAGAAAAAGAGCCGAUUCUUAGUAGCUUCUUGUAUGCCAGUAUCCUGUCGCACAAUUGCUUAGAGCAAGCGCUGGCAUUUGUUCUUGCGAAUAGACUUCAAAAUCUAACUCUCUUGGCAACUCAGUUGUUCGACAUAAUUUGUCAUGUAAUGAUGCAUGAUAGAGGUAUUCAGCGUUCAAUUCGCCUAGAUCUGCAGGCAUUUAAAGACCGAAAUCCUGCUUGCUUGUCGUAUUGUUCAGCGUUGUUGUAUCUUAAGGGUUACCAUUCUUUGCAAGCAUAUCGAGUAGCACAUGUUUUGUGGAACCAAGGACGUAAAUUAUUGGCCCUGGCAUUACAAAGUCAAAUCAGUGAGGUUUCUGGUGUUGACAUACAUCCAGCUGCCAAAAUUGGAGAGGGGAUAUUAUUGGACCAUGGAACUGGUGUUGUUAUAGGCGAAACAGCUGUUGUGGGAAACAGAGUCUCUCUGAUGCAUGGUGUAACAUUAGGAGGUACGGGGAAAGAAGUCGGUGAUCGCCAUCCAAAAGUAGGUGAUGGCGCACUAAUUGGAGCUUGUGCAACAAUACUCGGGAAUAUAAAAGUAGGUGAAGGGGCUAUGAUAGCAGCUGGUUCUCUUGUGUUGAAGAAUGUGGAUCCACACAGCAUGAUGGCGGGAACACCAGCAAAGUUGAUAGGAUGCCUUAAUGAGGAAGACCCAUCCCUUACAAUGAACCAUGAUGCUACAAAGGAAUUCUUCAAACAUGUAUCUGUUACUUUCAGAGAAGUUAGAUGCAAAGCUCCGGAUCAAGGGGAAAAAUUGACAGAGACUUGAGAGACUUGCUAAAUAUUUUUAGUUCCGUAGUGAGAGAAAAAUAGUGGCUAUACACGACAUGUUAUUACGAGAUUUCUAAAGAUAAAUUUACAGUAGUUGAUGUAAUAGGUCAGCAUUCAGUUCCCAUUUUUGUAAUACAGAGGCUGAUAUGAUAAUGAGCCUCUCUUGUUUCGUUAGUCCAGUUUCAACAAAUUUUCAGUUGCCAUGGCUUGUUCUUAUGAGUUUACCUAAUGCCUGUAAAGAUUAGGUUCCUCCCUUGAAUUGUAGGAGAUGAAAAUAGCCUCUGGUUUCUGAUCUUCCUGAAUACAUUUUCUUACCUUUCUUGAUC
This is a messenger RNA of Mercurialis annua (annual mercury), 1622 nucleotides long. RefSeq names its product serine acetyltransferase 2-like. Lineage: Eukaryota; Viridiplantae; Streptophyta; Magnoliopsida; Malpighiales; Euphorbiaceae. The coding region runs from base 227 to 1294 and encodes 355 amino acids. Gene Ontology annotation, molecular function: L-serine O-acetyltransferase activity. The transcript is spliced from 10 exons. Gene Ontology annotation, cellular component: cytosol; cytoplasm. The record is from RefSeq and is a predicted model, not a curated record.